AUGUUUUCCAUACCCCGCCGUCUCCUCUUUGGCGACCAGUCCAAGCUCGACUUCAAGCUGGACGCCGUCAACGGAUUCGCCCGGCUCUACAGCGAAAGGCAUAUCCCCUACCACGACAGCCGAUACUGGUCCGGCUUCCUCCAAUUCGACUCGCCCUCGGACAUCUUUUCGCUGCUUAGCCUCGCAGACCUCCGAAAGGCCCGCCAGCAUGCACCCGAGAACAUCGUCACCCUCGUUCGCGUCCUCGUAGCCCACCUCGAGAGCCUCAUCGUCGAUCCCAGCUUCAGCCCGCCCCCGGCUUCCAUGGCCGCACAGGCUUCUGCCGCGUCCUACCUCGGCAGCCUCUCGAGCUGGAGGAUUCCCGGCACCGGCGCAGACUCGCAGCAGGGCCAGCAGGACCAACGAGACAGGGCUAGAGAGGCCCUCAACGUCGUACGCAUCCUGACCAGGACCUUGCCAGCUGUCCUUGAACACUCUGAGCCGGCUUUCGAGGCAGAAGUAUUGUGGAGUCAGGCCCCCGCUGCCUACGACGAGUCGGCAGAGGCAAGGCCAGCCCAGGGGGCAACGUCAACCCCAGUGAAGCAGGCAGCGGCAGGCGCAGACGCAGCCACUGAGAGCCAAUUCGUCAUUGAUGACGAUGACGACGAAGACGACGAUGACGAGGCCGAAGGCGGAGCCAAGCGACGGAAGUCAGCAAACGGCGCCAAGGGCCCGACUAGCACAGACGAGGACCCGCUUCAAGCCCCUACCACGCCGUCAGUGCAAGGCGCGCGGGAGGACGAGGACGGAGUGCCGCCUGUUGCGCUAGGUGAACGCCUGAUCCGCCUCACUAUCGACCUUCUCUUCUGCUCUGGCUUCACGAUACCCUGGACCGAAGAGCAGCUGACCGACCUGGCACCCGGCCGCUCGCCCAACAAGAUCCACUACGCAAUCUGGGAGGCCGGCGUGGGCAGCUCGGUCGACCUGCCAGGAACCACGCGCCAGCACACCGCGAAUCGUAACGAGGUGCUCCGCCUCUUGCUCGUUCUCCUUUCCAAGAGCAUCUACGUGCCGGCCGAAAAGCAGAGCUCCUUUGUCGACCCAGCGCUUCGCUUCACCGUUCAAGAGCUCGAGCGCGGCGUGCUGCUGCCGCUCAUGUGCAGUCUGCUCAACACGAGCCUCGCCAACCCACGCAGCUCCGUCUCGGCCUGGCUCGGCCUCCCCAGCGUUGUCGGCGGCGGUGUCGGCAGCGGAGGGAGCGGUGGUGGCGGGGGUGGUGGACUCGGCAGCCUCGGCCUCGGCGGAUCGAGCGGCGAAGAGGUGCAGACGUCGCUUGUCUCGCAGAGUCUGCAGGUGCUCGAUGUGCUGCUCAGCUACGAGCCGCCGCAGCCCAGCGAAACCGACACCGCCAGCCUAAGCACCCUCGGCCCACCACAGCCGGGCCCGGGUGGCAAGAACAUUUUCCGCUUCUAUCUCUCCAAGCUGCACCGCGAGGCCGACUUUGACUUCAUCUGGACCGGCAUGGCACGAAGCCUUGGCGAGCAUGUCGCGUCGCCCAUCCAGAUCCUUGCCAUCCAGAUCCCAACGACGGGCGGCAGCAGCCGGCGUAACGCGGGCGCCAACUGGCACCUGAACCAGGUGGCCGAGCGGCUCAUGCUCCUGUGGCGCCUGCUAGAGCUCAACGCCAAGUUCCGCCACUACCUGCUCGACCACCCUCAGCGCGCGCCCGCGCUCGUCUCGUUCUUGCUCUACUUUGCCCUCACCUACAAGGACAACCUGGCACUUCAAGGCCUGGUGCGCCUGUGCGCCUUCAUGCUGCAAGACGUGUCAAGCCAUCGCGACCUGGGCGUACAGCUGGCUAAGCCGGGCAGCGCAUCGCGCGUCCAGCUGCCCAUGUCGAGGCUCGGUCUGGUGCCCGGCGCUACGGCCAUCGACGCGCUCGUCCAAGCCGUCUACUCGCUCAUUGCAACCACAAAGGGCCAGCUAUCGAGCCUUUACCCGCCCCUGCUCAUCACGCUCACUAACACCGCCCCGAGCUGGCGGUCUCUCUCGAUUACCUCGUCGACCCGCCUCAUCCACCUGCUCCGCUCGUUUUCCCAGCCGGCCUUCCUGCUCUCGGAUGAGAACAACCCGCGCCUCCUCUUCUACGUCCUCGAGACGAUCAACUCGGUCUUUGCGGUGCAGUAUGCGGCCAACCCCAACCUGGUCUACGCCUUUGUGCUCGCGCAUAAGCUCCUCCCGCCGCUCGAGCAUUUCAGCCUGAGGCGCGGGGUCGAAGAGGUGUGGAAGAAGCGCAGGGCGCUCGGCACAGAUACCCGCGAUUGGUUCGAGGGCGCGCCGAGGCUCGAAAAGGUGCCGCUACCUCCGCCGACAUCGUCGUCUUCGCCUUCGUCAUCGUCGGUCCCGGUCCCUGACGAAACCGCGUCUGGGACAACUCCGACGGCAGAUGGGGAAAAGGCCGACGACGACGAGCGUGGCGAUCGACCGGCAACCGCGCUGGAGAAGGGGAAAAUGCGUCGCAUCUCGACUUCAUCGUCAUCGACGGCGGCAGCGGCAACAGCAGCGGCCGCCGCGGCCGCGGGAGGCGAGUGGCAGAGCGAGUUGUCCAAGUACUCGGACGAGACCGUCGAAGCAGCGGCGCGCAAGUACAUUGGCAAGAACGGCUUCCGGCCCACCCAGGCGUGGGUCGAGAGCUGGCAGUCUGGGUUACCGUUGCAUCCGCUCCGUCUCGUCAUCGACCGGCUGCUUCCCGAAGUGGAACGGAUCGCAUCCGGCGCCGAUGGAUCGUCUUCCCAGUCCAACCCCGCCGGCGGCGGUGGCAAUGUCGACGAAAAGGUGCUCGCCUUUAUCCGCGAGCAGGACAUGACCGGCUUCCUGCCCCCGCCACCCAACGGUAUCCAUCCGAGACCGUGGCAAUGGACGCUCCAUGCUUCCAUCUGGCUCAAGAGCUACCUGUGGGGCACGAUCUACGUCUCGAGCCUACUGCCCUACGGCGUGUGGGCAGAUACCCAGAUAGCCCUCUUCCGCAUCCACGAACGUCCAGACCCAAGCGCCGCCGCUCACAGGGCGCCGCCGGCUUCGGGAUCCAGCACGCCCUCUUCCACGCCGGCCUCGAACCCUAUCGCGUCAACGACUGGCGGUGGUGGAUUGAGCGAUGCGACGAGACAGGAUCUCGGCCUCGCCACGCCCUCGUCGGCCAAAAACGAGAACGCAGCGGCAAGCAAGGACGACGAGACAAAGGCGGAGGAAGUCGAGAUGAAGUAG
Pseudozyma flocculosa PF-1 is the source of this 3243-nucleotide messenger RNA. RefSeq lists its product as uncharacterized. The record is from RefSeq and is a predicted model, not a curated record. The transcript has 4 exons. NCBI's taxonomy places the organism in Eukaryota, Fungi, Basidiomycota, Ustilaginomycetes, Ustilaginales, Ustilaginaceae. The coding region runs from base 1 to 3243 and encodes 1080 amino acids. Gene Ontology annotation, cellular component: membrane; Golgi trans cisterna; Golgi medial cisterna.